Limanda limanda (common dab) is the source of this 2107-nucleotide messenger RNA. RefSeq names its product polymerase (DNA directed), delta 2, regulatory subunit (gene pold2). The coding region runs from base 123 to 1538 and encodes 471 amino acids. Gene Ontology annotation, molecular function: DNA binding. NCBI's taxonomy places the organism in Eukaryota, Metazoa, Chordata, Actinopteri, Pleuronectiformes, Pleuronectidae. Gene Ontology annotation, biological process: DNA strand elongation involved in DNA replication; DNA replication. The transcript is spliced from 11 exons. Gene Ontology annotation, cellular component: delta DNA polymerase complex. The record is from RefSeq and is a predicted model, not a curated record.
GGGAAGUGAGACUCUCGCUCCCGGGGAAGGAAGACAAUAUAAACAUUAAUACAGGAUAACCUCACCGCUGAAUUCCGACGGACCACAGCGGCAGGUGGACUUUCCUUCUUCCAAGGACGGUCAUGUUCUCCGACCUGAGCGCCCGGAAGGAGGGCUCCUCUCUGCUCCGCCGCCCGGCCUCCGAGGACCAGGGGCCGGUGUUCGAGCGGUCCUCCCUGGUCUUCACUCCCGGCUCCGAGCGCUUCAUAGUCGGGGAGAGGAGCUUCAGUCGCCAGUAUGCUCACAUCUACGCAGCUCGGCUCAUGGAGAUGAGGCCUCUGCUGUCAGAGAGAGCCCAGCAGAAGUGGGGAUCCGACGUGCUCAUCAGGAAUCUGUGUGAUCUCCAGAUGGGGGAGCAGUGUUGCAUUGUGGGCACCGUGUUCAAGCGCAUGGAGUUGCAGCCGUCUAUCCUUAAAGAGAUCAGUGAGGAGCACAACCUGCUGCCCCAGCCGGCACGAGCCAAAUACAUCAGUGACACAGAUGAGUUGAUUUUGGAAGACGAGCUGCAGAGAAUUAAGCUCGAGGGCAAAAUCGACAGAGACAAGUGUGUCACAGGUACCAUUAUUGCUAUAUAUGGAGCUGAGAAGAAUGAUGGGAAGUUCACAGUUGAGGACUUUUGCACAGCUGAUCUCCCUUUGCAGACAGCAAGGCCUGUACUCAGCUCAGACAGGUUUGUGCUCCUGGCCUCAGGACUUGGUCUUGGCAGUAUUAAUGCCGACAGUAUGCUGGGGCUUCAGCUGCUGGUUGACAUGGUAACUGGUCAGCUCGGUGACCAGGGGGAGCAGAGCGGGGCAGCAACCAUUUCCAGGGUCCUACUGGCUGGAAACCUCCUGAGCCAAAGCACCCAGGACAAGGAUGCAUCAACGAGGGCCAAAUACCUCACCAAGAAGACUCAGGCUAGCAGUGUGGACGCCAUCCGUCUGCUGGAUGAGCUGCUGCUUCAGCUCGUGGCCUCUGUUCCAGUGGAUGUAAUGCCGGGCCAAUAUGACCCCACCAACUACACCCUCCCACAGCAGCCUCUCCACCGCUGCAUGUUCCCCCUGUCUUCAGUGUACCCCACGCUACAGCUGGCAUCCAAUCCAUACCAGGCCAAAAUUGAUGGAAUUAGGUUCCUGGGCACAUCGGGACAGAACGUCUGUGACAUUCAGAGGUACAGCAGCAUGGACAAUCACUUGGAAAUACUGGAGGAAACUCUACGAUUCAGACAUCUGGCCCCUACGGCACCUGAUACUCUUGGUUGUUUCCCAUUUUACCAAAAAGACCCUUUCAUCUUGCAAGAGUGUCCCCAUGUUUACUUCAGUGGCAACGCCCCAAGCUAUGGAUCCAAGCUCAUCAAAGGUGCUGAUGGCCAGGAAGUCCUUUUGGUUACUGUCCCAGACUUCAGCAGCACCCAAACUGCGUGCCUGGUCAAUCUACGCACUCUGGAAUGUGAGCCAGUUAGCUUCUCUGCCUUCUCCGCUGAUGACGAUGAGGAAAGUGAGAUGAACAUCAGUCACUGAGGAAGGGUCCAUAUCCACACACACAGUACAGCAAACUGAGACUGAGACCUUAAGACACUAUUUGCGAACAGGCAGACUCAGUUUUCUUGACUAGAGGCUAAUCAAGUCCACAUGUGGCCAAUAGUGACAACCAGUGCUAAAAUGGUGCUGUCCAGUAUCAUAAAGGUGAAUGAAUUCCUAUUGAAAUUGUCUUAUGAGGUUGCUUUUAAUGUUUCCUUUUGUUUUUUCAUUAGUUUGUAAAAGGCAAACACAAAUCACUGUUCACAAAUAUGCUGAAUAAGGAGAACAAAAGCAUUUUGUAUAAACAAGCCUUUAUUUGAAAAAUCACUCUUCUAACCAUCUGUAUCUGAAGACACAUGAUAGAAGACCCUUCCCCCGCUCCCCUCCCUCUUGACCUUUUAAGCAAGUGUUCAUAAUGUAAAAAAUAUUUCUGCCAUGGAGGAAGAUACUGUAAAUAACUCAGCUCUGGUGAAAUUAAAACAAUGUCAUGAAUUUGUUUAAUGUGCAUCCACAAUAAACUUUUUUCUUUAUUAAAAAACAACUGAAUAAUGAGUCAGGAAAAAUGCAGU